UUUCUCGUUUCUUGUGCAGCCUCACUUUAACUGCCCAUCCUGCGCUUCACCUUCACCCUCACCUUCACCUCCAUCAUCAUGGCCAAUCCCCUCGUUUUGCGACCAACAGCGCGCUCUACAUAGCGACGACAUCACAACAGUCAUUCCUUCUCAGCCAUCGACUACUCUUCGACUUUCGCCUACUUCUCGUUGUGGACCUCAAUCUACCUUCCCCGGGUUCAGCAGCGUCACCCUGGUACUACCUAGACGAUAUGCGCUCAAUGUCACACCGGUGACGCGACAGCUCUACCCAUAAUACUCCCUCAAACCCAAACAGAUGGCUGGAAGACCCUCUACCGCAAGGAGUGAAAUCUCUUCUGCCAUUUCCGACGAUGGAUUCGGUUCGCGACCGCAGUCGGGCGUCAAUCCCUUACCUUCCUUGCCAAACCCUCCUGCUUCUCAACAUGGCUACGCUCAUUUAAGGGGCAUCACUCAGCCCACAAAUCGCUCUGUAAGGAGCAAUCCUGCACCUUCGAGUACGGCCGGGUCCAGCAGACCACAAAGCCCUGUCAGUCAGGCCAGUCGCACCCAUGUCCCAUCACUGACGGCACAAGGCUUCUUCAAGCCCAUGAGCUCGCAAAGAUUGCAGGCGCAAAGAUUGAAAAGACCUCUGGGAACCAGGACCAUGCAACCUCCUGUUCCAAUACCAGAUGGGGAAGGCGAUGAUGAUGCUCGGAGUCUGGCGUCUAGCAGACAGGGACCGUUUCAUGCAAUGCCGAAGAACCAUCGACCAGCGCCCUCAAUCACGACCGAAGACACUCAAUCAGAAGCGCCCGAGACUGUCGAUGCGCCGUUUCCCGACUAUUCUUCUCAUAAUGAUGGGGACACAGUGCUGGUUGGCGGAGCCAUCCCAGAGAAACAACAACACCGUCCUUCUCGACUCAACAUAGCAAGCACUCACAAAGUUGGUGACCCACCUCAACGGUCGCCGCUUUCAUUCCGAUCUGGUCUCAGUUUGGGAAGUAAACAUCGUUUGGAAGCCGGCCAUCAACAUCUUCCGUCAACCACCACUUCCCCUCGGUAUGCACCGGAGACAAAUGCAGAGGUGGCACGCCGAAGCGCGUUGGGCAAGAACUAUGAGUACUUCGAGGGUAACACCAUCUUCUGGUGGGGUGGACGUCUUCAAAACGCCCGUGAUCGACCUAUCAAUGUGCUCACUGGGGUAGUCGUGGUCCUCCCAGCAGUUCUCUUUUUCGUUUUCUCAGCUCCUUGGCUGUGGCAUCACGUUUCGCCAGCGAUCCCUAUUAUUUUCGCAUAUCUCUUUUUCGUUUGUUUGUCUUCGUUUCUCCACGCGUCACUCGUUGACCCCGGGAUAUUUCCUCGAAAUAUUCACCCUUUUCCACCAGAGGAAAUCGACGACCCAUUAGCCCUCGGACCGCCGACUAACGACUGGGUCAUGGUCCGACUGGCAACUUCUACUACAGCAGCGAUGGACGUGCCAGUCAAGUAUUGCAAGACAUGCAAUAUUUGGCGGCCGCCUCGUUGCUAUCAUUGCCGUGUUUGCGACAACUGUGUCGAAACUCUGGACCACCAUUGUGUCUGGAUCAAUAACUGCGUAGGGCGACGCAACUACCGUUACUUUUUCGCCUUUGUCAGCACAGCGACUCUUACAGGUCUUUUCCUGGCGUUUGCGUCUCUGGGUCAGGUCAUCGCCUAUCACAAUCAGAGACACGUUUCAAUCGGGACAGCAAUAGACAAAAACCGAGUCCCGUUCGCCAUGUUCAUCUAUGGUCUUCUUGGCUUCCUGUACCCGUUGUCGUUGUGGAUUUACCAUUUAUUGCUUACAGCGAAAGGCGAGACAACGCGAGAAUAUCUUGCAUCUCGAAGAUUCCCUAAAGCUGAACGACAUCGUCCGUUCACACAAGGCAAUUUUAUCAAGAACUGGAUCUCGGUUCUGGCUAGACCGAAGCCUCCAACUUAUGUUCAUUUUAAGAAGCAGUAUGAAGAGGGAGACCAGCGGUUUGGGUCACGGAGGGGCCAGCGUCAAGCCAAAUUGAAUGGCGAGGCACAGAAUGGAGGGAUGGAAAUGAAGCCAGUGCAAGGAGCACCGAAGACUUUUGAAGGUCCCACAGGAAGAAUCCCCAAGAAGUGAGCGAGAUGAAUCUGUACAGUAAUUGGCUCUUGAGCAAGUGUAUAUCAAUUCGAGAGAGAACCCAUCCAUUAUGCACCCGAGGUCUGAUAAUGAGGUGAAACAGUUUCGCCAGCGC
This is a messenger RNA of Exophiala xenobiotica, 2246 nucleotides long. RefSeq lists its product as uncharacterized. The record is from RefSeq and is a predicted model, not a curated record. Gene Ontology annotation, biological process: peptidyl-L-cysteine S-palmitoylation; protein targeting to membrane. Gene Ontology annotation, cellular component: endoplasmic reticulum; Golgi apparatus. The transcript is spliced from 3 exons. Bases 317 to 2131 code for a protein of 604 amino acids. Gene Ontology annotation, molecular function: protein-cysteine S-palmitoyltransferase activity. Lineage: Eukaryota; Fungi; Ascomycota; Eurotiomycetes; Chaetothyriales; Herpotrichiellaceae.